GGACGGACCUACGGACAUGGCUAGCCCCUAAGGAGCUGCGCCCAUGAAAGAGAAAGAGGUGCGGAUAGCUCAGCGGGGCUCAGCGAACCUCGAUCGUUGAUUUUAUCCAGGAGCUUUAGUUUUUGGUGGUCAUGUUCACUCGCAUCGGCUCUGGCACUGAGCCUGCCACAACCCCAUCUAAUCGUGGUUUGGAUGUUCCAGAAGUCCCGCUCACCAAGUGGCUGUGUGCCUGCGCCAUCGCCGGUCUCAUCAUACUCGUCUUGCUUGUGGGACUCAAGGCUUUCACAAAAAGUGCGCUACCCGGAACCAAUGAAACAACCAGUCGAACACCGGACACCUUCCGCUCUUGCUCCAGUGGAAGCUGUCAACGUAUCCGCCAGCUUACAAACAUUCACCAGAACACGAGUUCAAACCCCUGCGCCAGUCUCUACUUCUUUACGUGCGCGCAGCACGACCACCCCAGGGGCCGACAUCUUCGUGCUAGGCUAGAGGUGCAACAGGUGCAGAGCAGUAUGUCGUCCAUGCCAGCCAAGAACCAAGCAGACAACCCAGCACUCGCAAAAACCGUCGCCUUCUACAAGACCUGCGUUGGUGUCAGGACACAGUCGGACAAGGAGUCCCUGUUGAGAUUUCUUCAACAUCAAGGUCUGCAGCCGCCGUCGCGCAAUUUCUCCCAACUCAUCUUCAGCAUGGCGGCUCGGUUCGGCGUGGGUCUGCUCAUCCAGUUCGAUUCUCACCAUUCUACCUCUCCCGGAGCUGGAGGGGAAGAUCGCACCCUUCAACUGAAUUGGAAUCAGAAUUUCUGGGUCUGGAAAACGUCGGGCAAACGACUGCUGGAUCCGACUGUGCCAUACCGGGAUUUUGUUGCUUCCGUGCAGCAGCUCAUCGGAGGCGGACAGACAAACUCGACCACAGAUGCAACCACCUUGAAUGAAAUCGCGGCCACUGAAGAGCUGGUGUGGGAAAUAAUCGACACCACGUACAAGGGCAACGGGUCCGAAAACCUCACCUUUGCAGCGUUCAAGAAGCUUCUGGUACACGUCAACCCCGACACGUUGUCUCAGGACCUAUUCAGUUCAGAAAUUCCGUACUUUCCCGAAGACAGCUUUCUCCUGAAAGGUGCAAAUCUGUUGCCCUGUCUCGACACCAUCCUUACCACCAUCCAGGAAGACAAGCUCGCAGCGUACCUGUCCUGGGAGGCCGCUCGGCAGAUGGCGCCAUUCUUCCUUCCCGUGCCAUCCGGCAUGCCCCUCAAUGACAUCUGCGUCUAUUCAAUGCAGAUGCUGCUCGGUAAAUCCGCAGCUCUGCUACCUUGCAUUCUCAAUCAUGUGACUAACGCCGUCCUCGACGACGUUCAGGCCAUCUUUGCCAGCAUUCGCCUGGCAUCCCAGGCGGCAAUACUCAAAGCCGAGUUUGAAAUUACGAACGGCCAUCAGUUGUCCGCUCUGGUCUCUCGGUUGAAGGGAAUGCACUUGAGGAUUGCAUACCCUGACAACAUAGAAAGUCUGCCUCGCCUAAAUAGCCACCUGGAUGCAAUCUCCGAUAUGAACAGUGGCUUUCUGGACAACUACAUCAGCGUCCUCAAGACAUCCUGGAAGCUCGGAACGCAGAACUUCGAUGGGGCCUUGAUGGUCGGGAUCAACGGGUUGAGAGUUACGUACGACUUGCAGCACAACACGUUGGUGCUUCCCGCGGAGUACCUGCUGCCUCCACUGUACGCUGUGGACUCUAUCUCGGCCGCAAACUACGGCACUAUAGGCGCAGCACUUUCCACGGGUCUGUGGUGGCCACACGUUCCUUUCUCGGGCCAAGACGUGGACAACUUGACCCUCCGCUCCCUCGCCGAGUAUCACGCCAAGAGUUUCCAGUGCAUCCGAGGAGGUAUUGUUCACGUUGAGGACGUCUUCUCGAUGCUGGCAAUGGAAGUUGUCACCGAAGCAUUUGGGUGGACCUUGAAGAAAUCGCCCGCCGAAGAAUCGGUCGAAGACUGGCAGCUUUUGUAUGUUACAAGCUGCUUGGCUUCCUGUGGCUCAGGUCUCAACUUCUGCCAGCUGGCUUCUGCGGGUCUGCCAAAGUUUCGGUCAGUCUUUCAAUGUGCUGCUCAAGUGGACCACAUGGAACCAUGUCACAUCGUCUAAUUCCCACUCUCUUGCGAUCACACCUACACAUUAUAUACAUUUCCCUUUGUUUGCAGAUAAGUAAGGCUCACUAAAAGCGUUUGCGGAUAAGUAAGGCUCAAAAAAGCUUUAAAGAAAAUUACUGGAUUAUUUUUCUGGCAUGUAUGGGACCAGCAAAAUAUAGUUGACUCAUUCAUCUAGGCCAUUUUUUCGAGUCGUGCUGAUACAUCGAUAAAAAGGGGCAGCUUAUGGAGCUUAGAGAUAACGUCCUUUCAACUCAGAUAUUUUGUAAAAUAAUGGGAUAGUUCCUUAAAGCAGUUCCUUAAACGGUGCUGCUUUCAAGAUUCUUAUGUUGUCAAACUCUGAACCCUUGAUGCCAGUAAACGCUGAUGAAGAAACGCUGAUUA
Ixodes scapularis (black-legged tick) is the source of this 2524-nucleotide messenger RNA. RefSeq lists its product as uncharacterized. The coding region runs from base 132 to 2138 and encodes 668 amino acids. Gene Ontology annotation, cellular component: plasma membrane. Gene Ontology annotation, biological process: protein processing. The record is from RefSeq and is a predicted model, not a curated record. Lineage: Eukaryota; Metazoa; Arthropoda; Arachnida; Ixodida; Ixodidae. The transcript is spliced from 2 exons. Gene Ontology annotation, molecular function: metalloendopeptidase activity.